Anarrhichthys ocellatus (wolf-eel) is the source of this 3198-nucleotide messenger RNA. Its product is annotated as prolyl endopeptidase. The record is from RefSeq and is a predicted model, not a curated record. Gene Ontology annotation, cellular component: cytosol. The transcript is spliced from 16 exons. NCBI's taxonomy places the organism in Eukaryota, Metazoa, Chordata, Actinopteri, Perciformes, Anarhichadidae. Bases 897 to 3005 code for a protein of 702 amino acids. Gene Ontology annotation, biological process: proteolysis. Gene Ontology annotation, molecular function: oligopeptidase activity; serine-type endopeptidase activity.
UCUCUCUCUCUCUCUCUCUCUCUCUGUUCGUUUUUCCGUGAAAUGAUCUGGUGGAAGCACGCGAGCAAGAAAAGCGAGACCAGGAAGCGGCAGACACAGGGCUGAGGGUUAGAAAGGCCAAUGGCGACUGACCGAGAGAGAACCAAAAACAAAACUUUGAGAAGUACCGUUAACUGUUUACUUUUGCCUCCUCGUGACAAAUGAGUCAACCGUCCUAACAUUAGCGCCCCACGAGACAAUAUCCCAGCGGACAAAUGUGGUCAUAAUGCGAAUACAAGACGGAGCUUCAUUGAGGUGUGUCGCAGUUAAAGUAGUAUAUUGCUGUAGGCUUCCUAACAACUACUCUUCUCUGAUAAUGCACUUUUACUUUGUAUGCAGGGCUGUAGUCAGGACUUUGCCGAGUCACUGUUUCCAAACAUCCCCAGCCACGUAAAAACAUUUUGAUAAGGCCCCAAAUAACAAAACGACAACAUCCCCCUCUGCACCUGAUUUACUUCUUUUUUCAUUCUACUGAUUAGCUUGGUUUUCUGAAUUUGUAUUAUCUACCAACAGGCUGGUUUAAAGGCUGUUUCAAAGAAUGAAUUACUGGUCUAAAUAUCUUUAAUAUGAAUUGAAUUCUGUAAAGAUAUUUAAUUUGCUACCAAACACAACUAAGAACACCAGGGAAACAAAGAUGUUAGGCUCUUAAAAAUUGCAGGAAAACAAUUAUAAAAAGUUGUUGCUUCUGUCAAAAAUAUUUUCAGCUCUAAUUGAAUGAAUAAAUGACUGAUUAUUGAUAUUUUUAAUUUUUUUUUGCCUGUAAUGGUUAAUGCAAGAAACGGAUCCUUUUCAAACCCACCAUACUGUAAGUCACCUCACUUCUGUGUAAUCAUAGAACGUACACUCCCCUUAAGGUGAUGACUCCAGUGUCCUCAAUGGUGGAUGACCACCAUGGAACUAAGAUCUGCGAUCCCUACACAUGGCUGGAAGACCCGGAUAGUGCAGAAACAAUGGCCUUUGUUGAGGAGCAGAACAACCUGACCAUGCCGUACCUGGAGCGGUGUGCUGUCCGGGCUCAGUUCCACCAGCGCCUCACCGAGCUCUACGACUAUCCCAAAUACAGCUGCCCUUACAAAAGAGGGAAGAGGUACUUCUACUUCCACAACAAAGGUCUCCAGAACCAGGAUGUGCUGUAUGUGCAGGACUCUCUGGAUGGAGCUGCCACUGUAUUCUUUGACCCCAAUAAACUCUCUGAAGAUGGCACUGUGGCACUGAAGAUGGGCCGUCUGUCAGAGGAGUGUGAAUAUUUUGCGUAUGGUUUGAGCAGCAGUGGUUCAGACUGGGUGACGGUGAGUUUCAUGAAGGCGGACGAUCUCACUCUGCUGCCCGAUGUACUGGAGAGGGUUAAAUUCAGCUGCUUGGCCUGGACUCACGAUGCCAAGGGCAUCUUUUACAACUGCUACUUACGCCAGGAAGGCAAAACUGACGGCACAGAGACCACCUGCAACAUCAAUCAGAAGCUCUUCUACCACGUCAUCGGCACCAAGCAGUCGGAGGACAUUCUGGUUGCAGAGUUCCCCGAAUAUCCCAAGUGGCACAGCUCAGUAACCAUAUCGGAUGACGGCCGAUACGCUGUUCUGUCCAUCACUGAAGGCUGUGAACCUGUCAACCAGCUGUGGUACUGUGACCUUCAGCAACUCCCCGAUGGCAUCGCAGGUCUGCUGCCAUGGGUCAAAGUUGUAGACAACUUUGAAGCCCAAUACUCGUACGUCACCAAUGAGGGAUCCGUGUUCACGUUCCGCUCCAACUUGGAUGCUCCUCGGUACUGUCUCCUGAACAUAGACGUCCAGAAACCAGACGGGCAGCACUGGACUACCCUCAUUCCACAGCAUGACAAGGAUGUCCUGGGCUUUGUCUCCUGUGUGAACCAGCACCACCUGGUGGUCAACUAUCUGCAUGACGUGAAGGACAUCCUGCAGCUGUGUGAGCUGUCCACCGGCCUGGUGGUCAGGGACCUGCCGCUGGACGUCGGCUCAGUGGCCGGAGUGAGCUGCAAGAAGAACCACUCUGACUUCUUCUACAAGUUCACCUCCUUCACUACACCUGGUAUCAUUUACCAUUGUGAUUUGAGCAAGUCCAACCCAGAGCCCAGCGUGUUCAGGGAGGUGGAGGUGAAGGGCAUCAAGCAAGAGGACUACGAGACCAGCCAGGUAUUUUAUCCCAGUAAAGAUGGAACCGAGAUCCCCAUGUUCUUAGUUCACGCCAAGGGCCUAAAGAAGGAUGCCACUCGUCCCGUCUUUCUUUAUGGCUACGGGGGCUUUGAGGUUUCCAUCCAACCGUACUACAAUGUUGCUUACCUGCUGUAUGUGAGACACCUGGGAGGCAUCCUGGCAGUGGCCAACAUCAGAGGGGGAGGAGAGUACGGCCUCACCUGGUACAAAGCUGGUACAUUGGGGAACAAGCAGAAUUGCUUCGAUGACUUCCAGUGUGCAGCAGAGUAUCUGGUCCAGGAGAAGUACACCACAGCCAGCCGCAUCGCUAUCAACGGAGCCUCUAAUGGAGGACUGCUCGUGGCGGCAUGCGUGAACCAGCGUCCAGAACUGUUCGGCUGUGCUGUGGCAGAGGUGGGGGUGAUGGAUAUGCUGAAGUUCCACGAAUUCACCAUCGGCCACGCCUGGACCACCGACUACGGCUGUUCAGACGACCCGGAGCAGUUCAAGUGGCUCAUCAAGUAUUCCCCUCUCCAUAAUCUGCCACAGUCGCCUUACUCUGGCCCUCCCUACCCUGCCAUCCUGCUCUUAACAGCAGAUCACGAUGACCGCGUGGUGCCUCUCCACACCCUGAAGUACUGUGCGGCCUUGCAGUGCGGAGUGGGCAGCAGCCCUGUGCAGCGUCAGCCUCUGAUGGUCAGGGUAGACACCCGGAGUGGGCACGGUGCCGGGAAGCCCACCACCAAGGCCAUCUUGGAGGAGGCGCACAUCUUUUCCUUCAUCGCUGAGACACUUGGGCUGAGCUGGAUCGAUUGAAGAGAUGAUGACGAUGACUCACAAUGAGGUGGUUUAAUCUCCAGUAAAUCUGAAAAGAAUUAGACAAGACCACUCUCCACGAGACCCGACUGGCUUUGAACAGAUCUUCUUCUGAAUGCAGUAUAUCUUGUUGAGUAAAAUAUCACCAUUAAAAGAACCUGUGACCUGCUCAAUAAACUGUUCCUCCACAAAA